AUGGGUUGGUUCAGCAGCUCAAAACCCGAACCAAACGGCGCAGCCUCGCGCGAAGACCGCCAAAAAUGCUGGGAAGACCGCGACGCCUACUUCGAGUGCCUCGACACGGCCGGCGUGCUCAAGGCCGGCGACGAGGGCUCCGCGUGCGCGAAGCAGAAGAGCGCGUAUGAGGGGAGCUGCGCGAGGAGCUGGGUGGAGUACUUCAACAAGCGGCGCAUUCUCGCCGAGCAGCAGAAGGAGAUGCUCGCGCAGGCCGAGGCGCAGAGGCAGCAG
Molecule: messenger RNA, 273 nt
Organism: Coniophora puteana RWD-64-598 SS2
Lineage: Eukaryota; Fungi; Basidiomycota; Agaricomycetes; Boletales; Coniophoraceae
Exons: 2
Cellular component (GO): respiratory chain complex IV; mitochondrion
Source: RefSeq, a predicted model, not a curated record